This is a messenger RNA of Guillardia theta CCMP2712, 8049 nucleotides long. RefSeq lists its product as hypothetical. Gene Ontology annotation, cellular component: peroxisome. The coding region runs from base 1 to 8049 and encodes 2682 amino acids. Lineage: Eukaryota; Cryptophyceae; Pyrenomonadales; Geminigeraceae. The transcript has 27 exons. The record is from RefSeq and is a predicted model, not a curated record.
AUGGAGGAGGGAGGGAGGCGAAGAGAGAGCUUGAAGGAGAAGGAGGAGGAGGACGUUCCUUUCAUCCUCGUCCAAGAUCACGCGCAGGCACUGCCAUGGAGGCGGCUGCUAUGGCACCUUGGGCACUGGAAGAGCAAGAGGGAGGACGCCGUCUUCCUCGGGGCAGCGGUGGAGAACGGAGACAGAGCGGAGGUAGGGAAGCAGCUGAAAUGGCGGUUUGAAAGACAGAGAAUCGUCUUGGCGCUGGACAUCAAGGGCUCACUGGCGACUGUUGUUGGGACGUCAAAGGACUGCCCUAUCUUGCUGCUAGACAACAUGUUUACCGGAUCGAUGCGGCUCCUGACUUUGCUGGCCCAGUCCAUCACCGGGGUUCAAGAGGUCUUAAUCUCGGUGAUAGCGCAAGGGUCAACCAUCGACGACGUGCGGGUCCUGUGCCAUGAGGAGAGGAUAGACAGCGAGGGACUGGAUCACUUGCUCCAGAAGCUGAGCAUGCAGUUCGAUCUCCUCAAGAGGCAGAUGGCGGUCGGGCUGUGGUGCAGCAGGGACUGUCUUGAUAGCGAGAAAGGGACAACCAGGUCUGACCUGCAGCAUCUGUUUGCAAACAGCAUGCAGCUCCUUGAAUCCAUGAGCACAGAGGGCUGCCCUAACAUCUUCCUCCUCACUGACGGGGUUGUCACCAUGGGGAACGACCAGAGCGUCUUCCUCGAUGUGGCCUCGUGCCUGAGGAGGAAGGACAUCACCGUCCUGCUCUGCUACUACAUGAUCCCCGAGUUGAACGGGACAUUCUCGCACGUCCCCGACCUUGACUUCCUGCGCAAGUUCGCUCGAGCAUGCAACGGCUGCCACAUCAGCAUCGCAUCCGACGACUUCGUUCUCCGGACUGCCAUCUCCGUGGUCCUGUCACGGAGCACGCUGCUGGGCCCGAGCAGGGACUGGUUCACUGGAUGGUACACGGACUGGGCAAGAGGGCCGAGCUCGUUCGGGGGGAGGGCAAGCGAAGUGAGGGUACUGAGGAAGGUGAACUUGAACAGCAUGGGCGAGUGGAACGAGACGGAGAGGGCGGUAGAGGCUCGUUGCCUCGAUGGCUUUCUGCUCGUCGACGUAGAGCUGAAGGAGGAAGAGGGGAGGAGGCAGGGCGAGCGGCAGGGAGCAGGGAGGAAGGGACCGGACGCUCUUGGGGUCAUGAUGCAGGACGGUCGCUCGUCGGCGCACGACGACAUGGUGGAGAACAUCGCAAGCAGGUCGAGGGAUGCGGAACAGUGGGCGGCGAUAGAGUUUGCGUUCCCCCUCCACGACUCUUUGGAUGUUGUUUGCACGAUCCGUAAGGGUGAGGGGCCAACGGACCCGGCGGGCCAACCCCUCUCGGGCUCGCAGCCGUCUGCCAUCAAGGGCCUGACGGGAGUGAUGGAGGUCGGGUGGAGGGCCGAGGAGAAGUUUGCGAAGAAACUGACGCCUUUCCUCGCAUCGUUCUCACACGACAAGACGCUCCAUGAUGUUGUGAAGCCCCACAUUCAGAAGAAUCAUCGGAGGCGAGAAAAGAUGCUUGAGAAGAUUGCACUUCGUCUCCUCGACUUCGUUCAAGCUCUUACAACCCUCGAUCGCUUUCAUCAGUGCAUGUUUGCUCCCCAACUAGCAUUUGCAGCUUUCUCACAGAUGACAACGGUGGGAUGGAGGACGAGGAUGUCUUGUUACUUCGACACGCACAGUGUCGAGUUUCUUCUGUCGAGCAAAGUGGAUUGGAAAUGUCAUUCCAUCCAUCGCGACAACUGCAGUUGUCUCGACACUUUCGUUCAGCUCUGCAACGACUGGGGCAGGAGCCAGCACGGCGACCUGCUUGAGCUCAGCCAUGACAGCAGGAACGAACGACAUUUCUGGGUCUCCUUACCAGAGCUCCGAGUCUCUUCCCAGCCAUGUAUCCUUCAGAUCGUCCAGUCCAAGUUCAUCGUCACCCUCCGGCUUUCAUUCUUCAAGACGGACAAGGAGAGAAGGAUUGCUAUCCUCUCCUCCCUCUCCUCCUUCGUCUCCCAAGACAGGUCGGACCCUCCCCGGCUCCUCUGCGGGGAUAUCGCCUCCCUGCUCCUUGACCGCCAUAUCCUCCCCCAUGCUGCUGACACUUCCUCCGAGCACAAGUUCCUCUUCCAAUCCCGCCCAGGACUAUCCCUGUCCUUCUCACCCUCCUACUCCUUCUCCCUCCCCUCCCAGUCUCUCGCUACCGACAUGUUCCGCCUCCUCCUCUUCUUCCGCUACCUGGAAGGUUUCUUGCUGGUAUCCAGCUCGGAGGAGGAGGACGGAGAGAAGCGGCGAGUGUCAGUCUCCCUUAUCCUCGUCCUCCCUGCUGCAGCUCAAGAAGAUGGAGCAGGAGCAGGGGGGUCAGGAGCAGGAGCAGGGGGUUCCGCGUCGCGAGGUGGAGCAGGAGCGGGAGCAGUGGCAGGAGCAGGAGGAGCCGGAGGAGGAGGAAGAACGCUGUUCCUGGAGGAAGCGGAGGAUUGUGUCAUCAUGGAGUGUAAGAUGGAACUGAACGGGUCGAAGAUCAGCCUGAUCUUGCACACUGAGCCGCAUCCCGAGCAUGUCAUGCUGCGGUUGCAGCGGGCUGAGGAGGGGGAGGGGAUGGGGGAGAGCGGAGAGCAGCGGGAUCAGAUGCUGAACCUUCCGCAUGCGCUGUUCACCAAGUUCUGCGAGGAGGACCGGGAUCUUGGUGUUUGGAUUGCUUCACAACAUAUCUUGAAGACUUUCUGCGAGAGCUCAGCCAGCACGACGGGAAAUCAUAAUCCAUUCCCUCCUCCAGAGUAUCCAGCAGAAAAGAAUCGCAAUGUUACAUUUACGGUUCGGCAAGCUAACGGCAGGUCAAGAGAGUACUGCAAACUACCGGUCCACCGUCUCCUCCAUCACUCCCCGCUCACCCUCGAACGAUGUCUGCCCGCCUUCGUCGAGCUCCGAUCGCCAGCCUCCAAGUCGGCCGAGGGCGACAAGGGAUCGCUUGCAGAGGCCAUGGUAGACUCUACCUCCUUCGCUAUCCUCUUCGAGAGUUUUCUCAAGCAGUUCAGUGGGAGUUCACACACAGCAUGGAAGAUAUCCAAGGAAGACGCUGUUGCGAUGAACGUUCAACCUGACAGCUACGUGUUUGCAAGACAACAUGAUUGUCCGCUGCACAACGAGACAGGUCUCAUCGUCUUCGUCGUGCCUGGCAGGAGGGAGCAGGUGAGCCUGAUGCUGGAGACGCCCUGCAUCCAGUACAGAGCCUUCCUCGUCCCGCACAUCUGCAGCAUCGACACCCUGCAGCCGAACUUCCAUGGCGACGGGCGGGGGGUACAGGGGCUGUUGACAUCAUCGCAAGGUUGCAAACUGUUCGAGAUCUUUGAGAGGCAGAGGAUGAGGAUGAGCGCGGAUAAGGGCGAGGAAGACAGUCAGCAUGAGCACGCUAACGACCAGCAUCUGAUGUGCACGGAGUGCCUGAGGCGUCUGGUGGAGGAGGAGCAGAUGUUCUUCAAUGACAUGUUGCAUCUCCAUCAAUCCUUGUACUGUGAGAUUGCGUUUUCAACCCUGGCUGCUGGAAGGAGCAUCCGUGACAGCGACAUCUCCACAUGCAUGGAGUGGUGCAAGGAAGAAAGUUCCACAACCUCCACGGUCAGUCAGUUUGUUCUGUUCACUGCACUUUCAACACUCAUCGAAAGCACUCAGGACAAGAAUUGUUCUCCAUCGCACAACGUCUGUCUCAGCAUCCAAGAAGUUGUCAGUCAGUACAUCAUGCAGGUGGAGAAAGGAAAGUCGUACUUCGUCCUCGAGGCAACUUCAGGAACAAACCAGCCAGAGAGCGAGUCCUGGAGGAAGAACCAGCAGGCUGAAAAGCAAGGGGGCAGCCUUUCCCGCAGCUCCUCGCAGACAGACUCGCUCAGCGUCAUGUCAGUGAGUUCAAACAACUUCGAAGUUAACAAGGAGUUGUCAUAUUCAAUCCUCACCAAACUUGAAUUCCGAGGUUGUACGUCGGGAUCAGAUGCCAAGGAUGUAGAGAUUGUGUUGUUGUGCUACUUCCCUACAAGCAUCUUGUCGGCCGAUGCAAGCAGCAGGCAGGCAGAGAAGGAAGAGGCAGAAAAUCUUUCUUCUUGUCUGAACAAGAGCAACAAAUCAAAAUGGCAAGAUAUGCAAUCAACCCGAAUCCUGCAGCUCGAUCAAGUACCGGACUCAUACAAGCUCUGCGUCGGGGAGAGAGUGAAAGCAAUCAGAGGAGCAAUAUCUGCAUGCAUCCUCAGUCGAAGUUGUAUCCUCUUCAGCCUUGCACCUGAGCUCCUCAACACAGUCUUGCAGCUGCUGCAGGAGACAGUUUGGAACAAUGCGGAUAGAGGGCUGAUGAAGGGAAGUUACAACUUCGAACUUGCAGAUGGUGUAGACAAGCAGGUUUGCUAUGACGAGAUGAUCAGAAGGCUAUGUCGAAGAAUCAAUCCCUCACAAGUUUUCUUGUUUUAUCUCAGCAAAAUUGCAGCCAACGUUGAAGGAAAUGAGAAACCAGACACGAAUAACACAAACACUCUAGAUUCCGCACUCGUAUCAAAAAGCUGUUGUCAGCAACAACAGAUCUGGAACUUUGAUGCAAACACCGUCGAGUCUGCAUGGAUUAUUGCGCGAGUCGGCAAUGAUACUUGUGAAAUUUCGUACCACAAAAGUUGUGAACAAGGGCCCUCAUUGCAAGAUAUUAUCAACGAGGUUCAAGAAGUCUGCCGGGACGCCAACAGAGCUGUAAUGUUGAGCUCAGUGCUGGAGAGCAGAGUUCUCAACGUACAGCUACUACAAUAUGCGAGUGAGAGGAAACAAGAGCAAGUUCAGGUAGAAGAGCAAGAGAGAUCGUUCAAGUGCAUGGUGGAAGAGACGGUUGAAGAGACUUUCUUCAAGUGCAAAGUUUGCGCGACUAUGACCGUCAACGUGUAUGGACGUCUCAGUGCAGAAGACGCGAUGAAAUUUCUAAGAACAAAAAUUCUACAGCCUCACACCAUCAUGAACAACAAAUCAGUCUUCAUCUUGCAAGAAUCCACAGGAAAUGUCUACCUCAUCACAUCCGAAAUUAUCUCCAACAGUGAAGACAGAACGAUCGACGCCCCUCAACAAGACAAGUCAGACACGUCAACCGAAAUUCCUCAACAAGACAGAUCAGAAGACGUCUGUGAAACAGAGGAGCAAAUCAGAAAGCAGCAAGCUUCUUACGACCACAAAAAGACUUGCCAGUCUUCAAUAUCUCGCUCCCGCAUCGUCUUCUCGCUAUUUGGAGUCGAUGCACCUUGUACUGACUUUCUCUGCAACUUCUCAGGGAUUCUCCAGUCAGCAAUUGAUGACCUUGCUCAAAGGACUUUAGCUUUCAUGCUGAUGAGAAAUCCGCAACUGAAGCUGUCACAAUCUGACAUUUCCAUGAUCGCCCCAACAAAAGCCUCAGCGGCAAUCUCUGGAUCCGUCUUCCUCCCCAAGCAUUUUGCCUCUGAUUCUUUCCUGCCCCUCUUCAUCGAAAGGAGCUUGCAGAGAAAUUUCUUCCCGCUGUGUGUUGAGAAGAGUACAAGAAGUCCAUCAUUCAUGAUGCUUGAUGAACAAGAAAUCGCUGACAAGUCAGAAGAGAACAGAGAAGAUGCCAGCAGGUUCUCGAACAACUGCCCCAAGAUUCUUUUCAUCUAUGCACAUCAGGAUGACGAGAAUGAGUUGUUGUCGAGACAUCACGCGGCGAGCAUGGCAAGAAAACCUCAUCAUCUCUCCAUAUCCAACAGGAACUCCAUUGCUGAUGUUUCACCGCUCAACGUUCAUUCUCCAAACACCGCCAUCGCUCAAACAAAGUUCAACCUCGGCAAUGGACUGGCCCUGUUUGAGUUGCAGCUGGCAGCCAGGCCGACUCACGUGCCAACAAAGGAGGAGGAGGGCGUCUUGUUGGAUCUGCUCGACGAUAGUGAAUGCAUCCGAGCACAGUGGGUAGCAGACGACGAGUCAAGAGGGAGCGAGCCCUCAGAGGCAUCACUCGGCAAGAAUGACGACGAUGGCAAUGACGAUAACAACAAUGAUGUCGACGACGAUGAUGACGAUGGUGAUGAUGUUCGGUUCUGCCGAGUUACCCUAUGGUUGCAAGGUCAGGUCAAAGCGAACAACCUGGUCCAGAAGAUAGUCUCUUGCUUCGACCAGGCCAUGCUGGAGUCAGCAUCCGAGAUGUACUUUGAUGUCCCGCUCUCUCCCUCCCUCCCUCUCUGCAAGGGGAUGGUAGAGCAGACGCUGGAGUGCUGGGGGAAACUUUCCCUCCUCCCCUCCUCCCCCAUCCAGACGUGCCAAGUCAAGUCUGAGCUCGGUCUUCCUCCCUGGAUCAGCAAAAUUCUCAUCUGCGAUAUCAUGAGGGAGAUUUCUUCGAUCCUGAAAGACAACUCCUUUAUCAAGACAUGGCAGAUUUGCUCCCCUCCUCCUCCCUCUUCCUCCUCCUCCUCCUCCUCCCCCUCGUGCACUCCCUCCUCUCCCCACAAUCCCUCCCCUCCCGACGAGAUCAUUCCUGUCGUCGUCCGCCGCGACUCGGCCAAGGGCGCCCUGCUCGACCUGUCGGAGCUAGCGGGAGGAUGGUUGAGAACGGAACAUGUGCAGGGAGGGAGCUGGAGCUAUAGAUCUGUGUGCUCGAACGUGGAGGGGAGGAAGGACCAGGGAGCAACGAGCACACUUCGCAUUCCGACUCUCCGCGCGCGGUUGAACGAUGGGGAUGCGAUCAUGCCGAAAGUUGUUCUGCUCACGGCAUGCAAGCAGCAAGUCCAGAUGUUCUUUUACGGAUGCGAGGUACUGAUUGUGAUGAUUUUGCUGUUGAUGUUGUUGGUGAAGAGGAGGAGAAGAUGUGGAAUUGAUGACGAUGACGAUGAUGAUGACGAUGACGAUGACGAUGACGACGAUGAGGCGAUGCAAUAUGCACUUUGCUGCAAGAUGGGACUGCGGCAGAUAUGCCUGACUCCGACGAUGACCAACCUCGGCUUCAAGGACGUCGAGGAAUCGUUCCGGACGCUAGAGGAAACUUUCCACACUCCUUCAAGGCAGGAGCCGAGCUUGACUUCCCAAGGGCUCGACGAACCCUCCCACCAUCUCCCCCACGAGGGCUCGACGCAUGCAGGCAAGACGUCGGUGGGUGUCAAAGAGAUCAUCAGCAAGAGGUCAGCUAGGGCGUCAGCGAGGAUCCUCAACUUUCAUUCAGCAUCGCACUCACGAUUGCUGAGCCAAAAGCUGCCAGGGAAGCAAGAGGCUCUCGCCUCCCCCUCCUCCCUCCAGUCUCCCGGAGCGACACAGAGCAAGAAGGCUGAGAUGGAGUCGCAACUGUCCAGCAAGCAGUCGUACCCCGAUAGAUGCGCGCAGUCCGCCUCCUGUCGCAUGCUCGACCCUUGCUUGUUCCACGCGUCCAUGAUGUGCUUGGACGGCGCAGCAUGCGCUCCUCCUCAUACCCUUCAGCUCGUCGUUGCGCUGAAUCGCGAGGUCAACAUGGACCUUGUUCCUUGCAACCUGGGCAUCAACCAGAUCGUUGACCUGCACGCGGAGAUGUCAACUAGGAAGGGCUUCGUCCACCUGCACUCUCUACAGAACUGGAAAUCAAUGUUUCCCUCCCUGAGCUGCAAGCCUCCCAGCGUCAGGCAUGUCGUAGCACAGACCAAGGCUGAGCAUGAGGCGAUUUUGAUCAUUGAGCUGAUCCCUCGAUCCGAUCACAUCGCACAUGAAAGUCAGAGACAGCAGCAGGAAGUCAGUCAGACUGCUCCGUCCCGCACCGCCACCUCGUCGCUGCCGUCGUCACAGGCCAAGAGCAGGAGCAGCGAAGGCUCGUCGAGGGCUCAGGAACUUGUAGACUGCAGGCAACUAGGACGAACCGGCUACUGCAGCUGCAACCUCUACCGAGUAUUGACUUCCGAGUCUGCAUGCCUGCCUGCUUCCCACGGAGAGCAGGACGCCUCCUCCUCCUCCUUCUCCUCCAUCAGUCAGCUUGUCGGGAGCAACCGGGUGGCGGAUGAGCUGCUCUUAGACACUAUGAAGUUCAACAUGGAAGAUGCAGCGCUGGAGCGGGUGAGAUCUUGA